CCAGUCUCUCCCUCUCCCUGUCCCUGUCGCUUUGUCUUUUUGUCUGUGUAGCUUUAGCUUGCCUGUCUGCAGUGGAUUGUCAGACUGUGAGAGGGAGCUAACUCCACUCUGAGAGCAGCAGCAGGAGGAGGAGCCUUUGCUUUUCCUCCACUUCGACUGUCAGGAUCUUUAUUUUCACAAGAUUUUAAAAAUGGAAGCUGUGGACCGGACGCUAAAUUACUAUUUUGUAUCAUGGUUUGGACCAAGAGAUUCCAGAGUUGAAGGUUUUUUCCUUCUAGAUAAGUAUCUUCCUACUUUUAUACUUAGUCUCCUGUACCUCUUUGUGAUCUGGGCUGGACCGAAGUACAUGCAGAACAAAGCACCUCUAUCUUCUAGGGGAAUACUAGUGGUCUAUAACAUUGGAUUAACGCUCCUUUCCUUAUAUAUGUUUUGUGAGUUGGUCAGAGGUGUUUGGGAUGGAGGAUACAGUAUUUUCUGUCAGAACACACACAAUGCUGGUGAAGCCGACCUGAAGAUUAUCCGUGUGCUAUGGUGGUACUACUUCUCUAAAGUCAUAGAGUUCAUGGACACUUUUUUCUUCAUUUUACGAAAGAACUACCAUCAGAUCACUGUUCUGCAUGUCUAUCACCACGCCACCAUGUUCAACAUCUGGUGGUUUGUUAUGAACUGGGUGCCCUGUGGUCACUCUUUCUUUGGGGCCACUCUCAAUAGUUUCAUUCACGUGCUGAUGUAUUCCUAUUAUGGUCUUUCUGCUAUCCCAGCCAUGCGACCUUAUCUUUGGUGGAAAAAAUACAUUACUCAAGGACAAUUGCUCCAGUUUGUUCUAACGAUAAUUCAGACCAGUUUUGGUGUUUUCUGGCCGUGUGGAUUUCCAAGUGGCUGGCUGUACUUCCAGAUUGGCUACAUGAUCUCUCUGAUUAUACUCUUCACUAAUUUCUAUAUACAGACCUACAAGAAAAAGAGUGCUUUCAAAAGCAAAGACUGUCUAAAUGGUUCUACAAUAGCUGCGAAUGGACACACAAAUGGCCUUUCUACACAGAUGGAUCAUUAUUCAGAAAAGAAAACUCACUAAGAUCGAUCCCAGGGCUAGAACCGCGUUUUGUCAGCACACUAAGAGUUUUGUGAUGUCUUGAGGCAAUUUCAAAAGUUACCAAUGUGUUAACUAUAUCCAGUCUGCAUUAUAUAGCCAUAUAGGGUAGGGAUUUGGAACUGAAUAUUGUUGUGAUCAAUAGAAAAAUGAAUUUAGAGAAACUUCCAUAUGUGAAAGCGUACCUAAGUGAUAGAAAGGUAUGGAAAAUAAUAUCAGCCCUAUAUAGUUUCAAAAAUGAUAGGAUAUUUCCUACACUAGAGCAAUGGACCCCAGUGUGAAUCAGGUAAAAUGUGGUUGAUUUUAGUUUACAACACUGUUGUUGCCUUACUGCGUUUUGUGUGUUAGGUACUGUCUUGUAUUUACUUUAAUCUUAAACCAUAUUUAUAUGUUUCAACUGAAAUGUAAUUUGGCACAGGGUGUUGGCCCACAUGCCUUAGUUUUAGCUAAAGUUGCAAUGCUGCAUAAUUAUUAUGUUUUAAAUGUUUCGAUAAUCCAUACCUCUUUCUUGACUAUAAAUAACUGACUUGCUUGUUUUAACAACAUAAGGUGUGUUGAGUUGCUGCCACAGUGUAGGAGCAGAUAACUGAGUACUGCAGUGGUAUGUUUUACACGAUCAAAUUCUCUUAAGUGCAAAUGACUAUCCAACAAUGGACAACUGCUGAGCAUACCCAGCUUAUGCAUCCAGUUCAACUGAAUGGUCGACAAUUGAGUGAAAGCCUACUCUUGUCACUGUUGCUCCUGGACCAAGUUCCAAGUUAACAGCCCUUCAUCAUGUACGCCUUGUUACUGGCCUAAAAUUCCAGUCGUUCUUCUCAGGAAUUUCCACAAUUGUUUGUUCAUUGAGACAGUUUGCACUGGUAGUGCAGAAUUAAGGCUGUAGUUUAUUAGCACCCGAGACCUUCCGCUUUUGUGUAAAUGCUGAAAGCCUUGUGUGCUGCUGAGUUUUUUUUUUAAAAAGUUAGAAAUGCAGAGUAAGUCUGAUAAAGAUCUGAGAGAGAAAAAAACUGUUUUUGUUUCAGUUACUGACUGAGCUACUUUGUAUCCUUAAGAUUUUCUACUUUUAUUUCAGAUUUCUUUUUCGUAAACAAAAACCAUUCUGUGCUGUUGACCUACGCUGAGACACACUUUUAUUUCAAGGGGACACUCCUAUUUUGAAGGGUUGGCUGUUUGGCUAAAGCCUAUUUGUGGCGCAUCAUGCAAAAAUAAAGGUUAUGAAGUAACUGAAUUAUGUGGUUAUACUUACCUGUGUCAUGUGAAUGAGGUGAAUUAACUGUCAGGAUUGUACCUUAAUUGCAGUGGCCAGGUUGUGUGAUGUACAUGUGGUCAUGGUCUCAUUACAUCCAAAAUGCAAAACAUUUCUGUGCGUAUACUGAUGUUUGUGCGGCGUAUUGUUGUGUAGGUGCAGCAGCACUGUUAGUUUAUGAAGAAUUUGAGACCCUAGAAGUAAAUGUAACAUUUUUCACUCGGUGCAUGUUCAAAAUAUUUGAUGGGGUAUAGUCCUUCAGCCUUUUUGUGAGGGGUGAACUUGAAUUGAUAGGUAAAUAGAGAAUUUUCACUAUAUGAGAAUGUCUUGAUUGUCUCUUGAUUCUGGGGCAGCACAUUAUGUCUUUAAUCAGGCAGUAAAUGUCAUGGAUGAGUAGCUAAAAGAAGUGCAAAGGUUCCAUAUCUUCUGGAGGUGCACUGAAAAGCCUGCUGUAAUUGAAACACAUUUAAGCCGUAGCACACACUGGAAAGUUGAUUUUUUUUCUAUCUAAAUAAUUUUAUUUUAAAGUUGCAGUGAAUAUCACUAUUUAUUAAAAUGAACUAAUGUUUCUGAGGUAUCAAAUGUAUUUAAAGUAUAACAUUUAUGCAGCAGUGUCACUUUAAAUAACUUUUUGCAGUUACACAUAUGCCUUAAAAAUAAAUUGCAGGGUCCAAGGUUUUGCUGCAGGCUUACCCAAUGGUUUAAGUGAAGACUGUGCAAAAACAAAGUUCAUGCAAUUUCUAAUUUGCAUUAAUCAGCAGUGUGAUGACCCUAAUUCUCUUAUCCAUAUUUGAAUUAAAUGUUCAUUAAUAACCAGUAGGUCUCAAAUGCUUCAACGUUACAUUAACAGAUUUUGUGAUAUACUCUCAAACAAACAACAUAUUGAUCUUUAUUACUAAUGAGUCAGUGUCAUAGCUAAUGAAAUAUUAUCCCUAAAUAUUAAAAAAAAACCUGAUCCCUUUAAUUGGAUGUCUUAUUUUUGGUGGUGUUAUAUACUGAGUGAGUCUUUGGUCAUGGUGAUUCUAUUUAUGAACAUUUCAUUAAAAUUGCCAUGCUUUGUACAGCCCAUACAGGGGAUAUAAUGUGAAGCAACUUCCUUUCCCAUCCUACCUGGAACAGAGUUUGCACACUUUACCUGUAAGUUCUGGGCUCGUAAGCAAUAGCUGAAGCUAAGGCAGAAGUUACAGCUGUCAGUCAUUAUCCAAAGUGUAGCAGACAAUUUCAGACUUUUAAAAAAAACCCAACUUACAGGUAAAGUGUGCAAACCCUGUUCCCGGUAGCAUGGGAAAAGAAGUUGCCUCACAUUAUAUCCCCUUCAUCAUAAGAAGCAGCAAUCCAUCUUCUAAUGUGAUUCAAUUUAUGGAAAGGUUUAACCAAUAUUCUACUUGAAUUUUACUAAUUUGGAUAAAAGUUACUGAAACUGUACCUGAAAAUACAAUUUGAGUCUUUCUAGUCAGUCAAACAAUUAUUCACUUUGUGAAAAUAUCCUGAAAGGCACGUGUUUCAUCAAAUGACAACAUGUUUUACUAGCCUUAGUACAAGAGAAUAAUCAGUGUACAUUUUCGUGGUUCCACAAAUAACAUUUAUAAUGGGAGCAAAAGCUUUGAAUACAGAGUUAUCAAUGGUCAACUUUCUAAAGAGCCAGGGUCUGUCGAUUACAUAAAAGGUUUGAGGUUGCUGUAAAUGCUGCAAAGACAAGAAUCAAAGCCCAACUGUGAAUGCUUAUACAAUGCAAUGUAGGAUAAGAACGCACAUACAUACAAACUAAACCAUGGGAUAUCAAAGAGCAGUAUCUUCAGAUGGGCCAGAAUAUGCAGCCAAUGUUGAGACUUGCUUGAAUUGCUGAAGCAGUUCUUUCCAUUUCAAAUGUUGGUGCAGAGUAACAGUCUUGGGUUCUUCAGAGUUUUGCAUUAGAUUCCCCCCUAUAUCUCAAAAGAAAGUAACCACUUGAUUUGUGGGGCUUAAUUGAAGACUGCAUUACAGCCUAUAAGCAAUGCCGUUCUUACUGAUGUACAACAUUCUGUAUCUCUUUUCUCAUACAGGCACUGAAUAUUUCGGGUAAUGCUGCUCUCAAACCUCAAAUUACAUUUAAAAAAACAACUUUAAUCAUGAGUGUGCUGGUUUAACCUGUGUCUGAGUAACUUGUACAUUCACCAGUUGUAACAUCUGCAAAUGGACUCAAAGUUCACUAAAUUAAAAUCUUUACUAAACUUGAAA
Molecule: messenger RNA, 4550 nt
Organism: Hemiscyllium ocellatum (epaulette shark)
Lineage: Eukaryota; Metazoa; Chordata; Chondrichthyes; Orectolobiformes; Hemiscylliidae
Gene: elovl5
Product: ELOVL fatty acid elongase 5
Exons: 8
Coding region: 191-1072 (293 amino acids)
Biological process (GO): fatty acid elongation, saturated fatty acid; very long-chain fatty acid biosynthetic process; fatty acid elongation, monounsaturated fatty acid
Cellular component (GO): endoplasmic reticulum membrane
Molecular function (GO): fatty acid elongase activity
Source: RefSeq, a predicted model, not a curated record